Molecule: messenger RNA, 1621 nt
Organism: Gadus macrocephalus (Pacific cod)
Lineage: Eukaryota; Metazoa; Chordata; Actinopteri; Gadiformes; Gadidae
Gene: tmem86b
Product: transmembrane protein 86B
Exons: 4
Coding region: 528-1280 (250 amino acids)
Cellular component (GO): membrane
Source: RefSeq, a predicted model, not a curated record
AUUCAGAUUCAAAAAACUUUAUUGUCUGUCGUAACAGAAAAUCUUCUUUGACGUGACGAUUCCAAUUAUAAUUAGGAAUGCAUGUGGACCUGUUGUGCUUGUGUGUAUAUUGUGCCAUCAAGAAAGAACUGACAUACAGGCCUAUUGCCUUUGUGACCUGCAAGGCUUUGGAGGAGGAAUCCGACACAGCGAAGACAAGUGUUCACAUCAUUCCCAUCAGAGACGGUAAACUUCGGUCUUGGUGCAGUGAUGUCACAGCUGCCGUGGUCAAAGUGCACAGAUUGCGACGUGAAAGGACCUAGGGAGCCUAGGGAGGAUCCAUAGGCCCCCCAGCGGAUGUGUCGGUCCGAAGUCCACAACUCUAUCAGAAGCCAGGAGAGAGAGGGUUGGGAUAGAGAGGGACUGCAGUCAAACAACGAGUAAGUAUUACUGAUGAGUUUAGGUUCAGCACAGUGGUCAUCAUCGUAACAAGACCGUAGCACAACGACGGUGGGGCCAGGUUAGACAUUAAACAGCAGCUUGAGAAGAUGGACAUCCUGGAGACCCACGCCUACGACCGGAGACAGCGGCGAAACAUGUCCUGUGCUCUGUUGCUAUCGCUCUCGCCGUUCUUCUUGGCGUCAGCCGCCUACCUCUUCCUGUGGGCCCAUGACGCCUCCCCCCCCUCCAUCAUCAUUGCGGGGUUCAAAGCGGCGCCCGUGCUCCUAUUAGCGGCAAUGGUGCUUGGCUGGAACGGGUGGAAGAGCCUGGCAGGCGUGGCUGGGGGCCUGCUGCUGUCGGCCGUGGGAGACUUCUGCCUAGUGUGGCCAGAGCUCUUCAUCCAUGGGAUGGGUGCAUUCGCCGCGGCACAUCUUCUGUUCUCACUGGCCUUCCUCACCGCCCGCUACGUCCCGCGUAGCCGCUCUUCCUCACUAAGCGUCCUCCUCUACAUCGUCAUGUUUGGUCUGGGAGCUGCCUUCUACGGCUACAUCUACCCGUUCCUACGAAAAGCCCCCGACUCGGAACUCCUAACCCCCGGCGUUGGCGUCUACGUGGGUUUGCUCACCCUCAUGGCAAACCUAGCGCUCAGAACCAGCAAGGUUGUGACCAUAUUAGGGAGUUUGUCUUUCCUGGUCUCCGACAGCGUGCUGGCGCUACAGGUGUUUAAGGUGUGCUCGGCGAUGGAACACGGCCACGCGGUCGUCAUGGUUACGUAUUACCUGGCGCAGAUGCUGAUCGCCAUGGGUGACGUGUUGGCGGUGGAAGACCAGGAUGACUUUUCAAAAUGGAAGAGGUCUUAGUUUGGUGUUUCAGACCAGGUCCGGAUAUUCACCUUUGUUUGGUUGUGGCUCAAAACACGACAUCAGGGAAAAGUGGAUCACAAAUCUAAAGACUAUAAAAGGAAUGGUUGAUUCCCUUAUUAAUUUCUGAGUAUAUUGCUCCACUGUCCUUGCUUGAGACGAAAAUACUGUAGGCCUAUAUAUAUUUUAAAUCACUGACCCAUUGUGCCUUUCUGAUCGGCCCAUGUUUCCAAGUGAGGAAAUCUAGGCCAGCCCAUCACAAGUUUUUUUUACACAUUGUCGUUUUAUUUAAAAUAAAAUAAAACACAUUGGCCCUUUAAAUUCUUUAAUGUAAUUGGAUU